This is a messenger RNA of Cylas formicarius (sweet potato weevil), 1209 nucleotides long. Its product is annotated as keratin-associated protein 10-7-like. The coding region runs from base 107 to 1132 and encodes 341 amino acids. The transcript is spliced from 3 exons. The record is from RefSeq and is a predicted model, not a curated record. Lineage: Eukaryota; Metazoa; Arthropoda; Insecta; Coleoptera; Brentidae.
CAAAGUCAAAAUUUUCGGUUGAACUCUCGCGGUGUUAUCGAUGUUAGAAGCGAAAUUUAAGUAAAUCAAUAUAUAUUAUUACCAAAUUUCGAGUGCUAAAUCGGCAAUGGCCUUCGUGUGUUCCGAAAAGAGCAAAAAACGCCAGGAUCUUCUUAGGGAGCUGAAGAAACUGGUCGAUCAGUUGGACGAUGACAAAUGUUACAAAACUUGUAUCCAGCAACCGUCAGUAAAUAAAAACACAGGACCAGUUAUCGAGAUAUAUGAUCCCUUACCAAAACCUUGUUUGCCCAUUUGCAGCCCAUGUUUCGUUCCAUGUUGUCCAGCUGGAGGUCAAUCUCCCGAUUACUGCCUUCAGUCAGAUCGCUCUCGGUCUCGGGAUUGUUGUCUACCAAAACGUACACCAGAAACCUGCCAAGUCCGGAACGGAUCAGUACCAGUUACCACACCACCGCCUCAACCUAUUUGUGUUCCACCGCUUUUACCAAUAUGUACUCCCCUUCCCCCGCCCUGUAUGCCAGUUUGCAAUUCAGCCGUCGAGGAGCAGCCCUGCGUCCCUUGCAAUCCUCCCCAAAUGAUGGUAUGUUACAAGAUACAGACAACGAAUGGAAAUACAUGCACCAGGUCGAAGAGUAGAGAGUUGAGGGCCAGUGUAUUGCACGUCGGUUGUGAAUGCGAAAAACACAACGGGCUACAAGACAACUGCCCCCGAUCGGAAUGUCAUGGCAAUCCUGAAUGUCUCACCAAACCUGAGCCAACCUGCGGUCCUUCAACUUUCGCAGGCAUGAAGCAUUUAGGAAAACCGUACUGCACCGACAAGAAGACGGAAAGCAACCAAUAUCAGUGCUAUCCGGCUUUCGUCAGGAUUCCUCCUUGCACCCCAACAAAUGGGUCGAAUCGGCAAAAAUGCAAUGGAAAUGGGGGUGCACAAAGCAACUUUUGUCCGCCCUGUAUGCCACUUAUAGCGCAAGUACCAUGUCCCCCAUCAAUUACGGUCGAAACUCCGGAUACGCCACCAGCCUACUGCACCGCCCCCUACCCGAUGGUGUGUCUACCACCUGCGAUGUGUUGUCCCCAAACCACUCAAAUGCAAAGUGCUUGUUACUCUCCGCCAAAUUGCCUAUGUCCUUGUUAACACUUUCAUUAAAAAAAUGUAUCUUUCACAGCAAACAUGUUUUAUUCACUUUAUGCCCUCGAGACGCACCUCGUUAA